Messenger RNA from Micromonas commoda, 861 nucleotides. RefSeq lists its product with no specific name. The coding region runs from base 1 to 861 and encodes 286 amino acids. Gene Ontology annotation, biological process: coenzyme A biosynthetic process. NCBI's taxonomy places the organism in Eukaryota, Viridiplantae, Chlorophyta, Mamiellophyceae, Mamiellales, Mamiellaceae. The record is from RefSeq and is a predicted model, not a curated record. The transcript has a single exon. Gene Ontology annotation, molecular function: dephospho-CoA kinase activity.
AUGGGCGGCGCGCUGCAGCGCCGCGGCGUCUCCAAGGACGACCUCGCCGCGCUCCUCGAGAUCUCCCGCGCCUGCGACACCCUCUACCUUCACCUCACCGGCCUGGCGCGCGAGGACGACGCCGAGAUUGUCGCCGUCCUGGAGGAUGUGUACGAGUGCGUCGCGCGGGUGGACCCGAGCGCGGAGGUGGUGCCGCUGCUGGAGCGAUGCGGCUGGGACGCGGACGCGGUGAUGGCGCUCGAGGAUCGCAUCGGCGACGAGGACCACGUCGUCACGCUGUCCCUCGAACUCGAGGAGGGCGGUGGGGUCGAGGAGGGCGACGAGACAACCGGCGACGACACCUCCGUGGACAAAACCUCCGUGGGCGGCACGUUUGACAGGAUGCACGCGGGUCACAGGCUGCUCCUCGCGACCGCCUCGGCGGUGACGCGCUCCGGUGACUCGCCGACGGUGUUCAUCGGCGUCACCGGGGACGUUUUGCUAUCGAACAAGCGCCACAGGGACCUCAUCGAGCCGUACGAGGUGCGGGCGUCAAAGGCCAAAACUUUCGUGGCCAAGACCCGGCCGCCCACGUCGCCGCUUACCGUCGAGUGCGGCCCGCUCGACGAGUCACCGCCGCUCGCGGCGACGGUGGCGGACAUGCGCGCGCUCGUGGUGUCGAGGGAGACGCUCGCGGGUGGGGAGGCGAUCCAGGAGGCGAGGAAAGAAGCGGGGUUUCCGCCCCUUCGGGUCGUCUGCGUGGGGUUAGUCAAGGGCAAGGUCGGGAAAGGGCGGGGGGACGACGGGAAGGUGAGCAGCACGGCGCUGCGAGCGGACGCGGCGGACGAUCGCGAGCGGCGGCGCAUGCGAGGCGGGAGGUAA